Ochlerotatus camptorhynchus is the source of this 2154-nucleotide messenger RNA. RefSeq names its product traffic jam (gene tj). Gene Ontology annotation, molecular function: DNA-binding transcription factor activity, RNA polymerase II-specific; RNA polymerase II cis-regulatory region sequence-specific DNA binding. The coding region runs from base 561 to 1745 and encodes 394 amino acids. Gene Ontology annotation, biological process: regulation of transcription by RNA polymerase II. NCBI's taxonomy places the organism in Eukaryota, Metazoa, Arthropoda, Insecta, Diptera, Culicidae. The record is from RefSeq and is a predicted model, not a curated record. Gene Ontology annotation, cellular component: nucleus. The transcript has a single exon.
CAUCUAUUUCACGUCCAGUCGCGGAUGAGUUCACAUCGAUUGCGCGCCGUGUCGCGAUUUGAGUUGUCGUCGGGGUGUUGUCGUUUGCGAGUCUCGUGAAGAUUGAUAAGUUCAAGUGCUCUAGAAAGUUGAACGGUACAUCGACUUUUGUGAUGUUAUUGAUUUCGGACUGAAUGAGCUGAUUCUAUAGCGAGAUAAUCGCCUGAUAUUGAUGUGUAGCCAAACUGAUGAAUUUCGCGCAUUGAUUAAACUGUAGAUGAUUACGCCAAGUCAGUGAAAGACCGUGCGCUACGAAGUCGACCACUUGGGAUGGUAGAACUGUGACCGGUAGACGUGUUUGGAGAAGUGGUGUUUUUGUUUUGUGUUGGUGGUGUAUUAUGCAAGCUGGAGAAGGUUUUCCGCGAGUCGUUAGCUUGUAAAUAGUGAACACAAAUACGGAAGAAUAGUGUAGUCUGAUGUUUUGAAGGUGUUGAGAUAAACUUCCAAAACCUUGUACCGCUUUAGUCUUUGGUUUAAACACCUUUUUUUUGUGACGUGAGUAGCUACAAAAAAACUGUUUUAUGAAACUACCGGUAGAACGCGUUACGAAAGUAAUGAAUCUCGAGGAACCUGCUUUCGCGGAUAAUUACAUACAAGAAUUCGUGCUGGAGCAUCUGGAUGACACGAACGUUAAGCGGGAAGACAUUAGUCCUACUGCCGGAAAUGGAAAGAUCUGGGCAACGGCAGGGGACGAAAAUGGAUUCAUUCCGAUACGGUUGAAAGCGAACGGCACAACAUGGCAUGUGGAGGAACGUAAAGUCAGUUCCAUCACUCCAAAUUCGGAUUUUUAUCCACAUCCCACCCACGGACAGCCGGUCUUGUUGAAUCCUCCGAUCGCCGGCGUUCCUUCAACACCGCCAGAAACACCUCCAGUUGUUGGAUCGCCUAAUCAUACCAACUCUGCCCCCUAUCCGUACUAUGGUAAUCGCAUCCAGCCGGAUCAAAUGGAAAACAUGAUGAUCGUGCCGCAAACUAUGCGAAUGGAACAACCUUUGGAUCUUCGACCAUCUCACCAGUUUUCGCUAUCGGAAGGUGACUGGAUGGAACGCAAGGAAUACAUGCAAGCCCAUGCAGCCAGUGGAUACUCGCACCACCAUCAUGCUCAACUCGAUCACCUCAACCCGAUACACGGUGGUUCCCAUCAUCAUCUCCAUCUCCACGGACAUUCGAACCGACCACAUUCCGUUAGUUCUAUGGGAUCAGCUUCAUCGCCCAGAAAUGGUAAUAGUACCGGUAGCUGUUACGCUCACGGUAGUAGCGAUGACCUUAUCAACGAUGAUAUGCUCAUGUCGCUUUCGGUACGGGAGCUCAACAAGCGACUGCACGGAUGUCCACGUGAUCAAGUGGUUCGCUUAAAACAGAAACGACGCACACUGAAGAAUCGCGGUUACGCACAAAACUGUCGCUCCAAACGACUUCAACAGCGUCACGAUCUGGAAAUUACAAACCGCCAGUUGCAAAGUGAGAUGCAUCAUAUGAAGAUGGAGUUGUCAAGGAUUAAACAGGAGAGAGACGAGCUCAAAAGCAAACUUCGUGACCACGCAGCAUUGGCGGCCGCAGCAGCAGCACAUCAACACUCGCAACAACCACAGCCGCAACAAGUGCCACACCAGCACCAAUCAUCCCGUCAACCGAAUGGGACAGUACCUUCAACAAAACAACAACUGCUCACCGAUAGCACCAGCACACCCGAGUACUACGUAUGACGCCAGAUAGGAGGCCAACAACCGUGGAUCGGACGUUACGCUUCCUAAUGCUGCAGGUACAUCCCUAAAUCGAAGGUCGUUACGAAAAUGUUUUGGAUGACGAGAAUGCUACUUUGUUGGAUGGUUAUGUAAAUAUAAAAGCAAAGACUGGUUCUGUGCGGGGCGCAAUGUUACUAUUUCGAGAGACUUAAGAUUGAGGCAUUGUAGGCACCUCCCUUCAGGUGAGGUGACAGUUAAAUGGCAGCAGCUCCUUAUACGAAACUUGUAAUUUCACUCAAGGACUAUAAUCGUAAAAGAUGAACAAUGUGAAUUGUGAACUUGACACUUCAAACAAGAUGCCAAAUUUAUGUUGAAGCAAUAAUUUGUUACAAUAUGUUUCCUAGAAAGAGUAUAAUCAAAGAUUUUAUUA